AUGGAGUAUUUGUUCAAAAGAAGGAGAAUCCUGAAAACUUGCAUCACUUUGUCUUUGCUGUUUGCCACCCUGGUGACCAUUCAUAAACUGAAACUGGUGGAGGAAGGGGCCAAGGGCAGCCUGGCAUUCCACACCAGAAUCAUGCACGAGUGGCUGCAGCCAGACAACGGCUCCUCUAAGAGGAACAGAGAUGGGGUGGCUAGUUCUAGAAUUCCUGAACCCUUGGACUUGCCACCACCAAGGUGGGACAUUAAUGAAAGCAAAUGCCCUGAAAAUACAGCUUUAAGGAGGCAACCGUGGUUCAAGCACGUGGACCCAAGAUUCCACCAGUUCAUCCUCCGUAGGCAUUGCAGAUACUUCCCGUUGCUGCUCAACCACCCUGAAAAGUGCCAAGGAGACAUCCAUCUACUCAUAGUGGUCAAGUCCAUCAUUGAGCAACAUGACCGACGGGAAGCCGUGAGAAGGACCUGGGGGAAGGAGAAGGAGGUAGACGGCAAGAAAAUUAAGACUCUUUUCCUCUUAGGGACCACAUCUACUGGGAAAGACCACUGGAACCUCCAGAGACUUAUCGAGCAGGAGGACCAAAUUUACGGAGACAUCCUUCAGUGGGAUUUCAUGGACACCUUCUUCAACUUGACUCUCAAGGAAGUGAACUUCCUCAAGUGGUUCCACAUCUACUGCCCCAACGUGGAAUUUAUUUUCAAAGGCGAUGACGAUAUUUUUGUGAACACCAAAAACGUUUUGGAUUUCUUGGCCUUCAAGAAGGACGACCCUUUGUUGCCCAGCUUGUUCGUAGGAGAUAUUAUUUCCCGAGCCGUUCCCAUUAGGAACAAACAAAGCAAAUACUUCAUCCCCAAAGAGCUCUACGACAAACCGUACCCGGUGUAUGCCGGAGGCGGGGGCUUCCUGAUGGCUUCUCCUCUAGCCAGGAGACUCUUUGUGGCCUCCGAGGGCAUACAGUUGUUCCCCAUCGACGACGUGUUCCUGGGACUGUGCCUGAAGUCGGUGGGAGUGGAGCCCAAGUUACAUCCGGGGUUCAGGACAUUUGGAAUUAGUAAGAAAAAAUCGAGCGCCAUGAAUAAGGACCCUUGUUUCUACAAGAGCUUGUUGGUGGUCCACAAGCUGAGCGCGCAGGAUCUUCUCAACAUGUGGGAGGUUGUCCACCAUGAAAAAAUCAACUGUGGUAAAAAGGUUCACUUUUAA
Molecule: messenger RNA, 1203 nt
Organism: Staurois parvus
Lineage: Eukaryota; Metazoa; Chordata; Amphibia; Anura; Ranidae
Source: the annotation of a GenBank genome assembly